Cyphomyrmex costatus is the source of this 2946-nucleotide messenger RNA. RefSeq names its product TBP-associated factor 4. Gene Ontology annotation, cellular component: transcription factor TFIID complex. Gene Ontology annotation, biological process: DNA-templated transcription; transcription initiation at RNA polymerase II promoter. The transcript has 10 exons. The record is from RefSeq and is a predicted model, not a curated record. The coding region runs from base 7 to 2946 and encodes 979 amino acids. Lineage: Eukaryota; Metazoa; Arthropoda; Insecta; Hymenoptera; Formicidae. Gene Ontology annotation, molecular function: protein heterodimerization activity; DNA binding; RNA polymerase II general transcription initiation factor activity.
AAGAAAAUGGCGUCAGCUAAGUUUCUGGAGGAAGCUCUAAGCACGGAUGUAGAUGAAUCCGCAGUGAACGCGAUAGUGGGCUCCCUUGAGACGCAGCUUGUAACGUCCACGCCGACUAUCGUCGGUCAUCAAGCGAGUUCCGCAUCGGUCAGCCAGCAGAAUCACCAGGUGAACAGCGCUAUUUCCAACGGGGGCACCAUCACCGCGGUGCAGCCACAGAAACAUGGGGUUUCGAACGGCGGCGGUGUGACUACCGUGAACAGUCUAAUGACUCAGGAGGUCACCAAGUCGAUUACUACCAGCACUCUGUUGCCCGUGAACGUGGUUACCUCGAACACAGUGGCGCCACAGGUCAUCACCACACAGCAGCAGCCGCAGCAGGUACAGCCACAGCAGCAGCAACAACACACGCAACCAUCAGGGAUAUCUCCCGCUACCUAUAUCAAUCAAGUAACGACUAAUCAGGUGUCCAGUAAUCAGACUACACAUAUACCAAGCUUAACCAAGACGCAUGAACCAGUGAAGCUUAUCUAUCCCACAGUCGGACAAGUUAUUGCCACUACGGGGGUGGCAAAUGCCAAUAAUAAGCUCUCCUUUCCCGCUCAAACUGUCGGGCAGUUAGCAAACGGUACUUUAGGUAUAACGUCGCAGGCAGUGCUGCAGACUACAGCGAACGUUGUUACCAAUGUUGGCUCUGUUAGCCAGGCAGCGAGCCAAACAGUGACCACAGUAAAUAAGCCAACAGGGGCAGCUUUAGUGAUCAAGACCAGUGUAGCACCUGGCAUGGUUUCCGUUCCAAUGUCUGUACCAGUCUCUGUGGCUGGCAAUGCAGUCAGCACAGCAUUGCAGACUAAGGGUGGGGUUACUUCAACGAUAGUUCCCAGUAAUGUUCAAAUCCUUAAUGUAAAUACGAUGCGUCCUGCAACGCCAGUAACGGGACAGCAAGCUAAUAAACAAGUUACCCCAAGAGUAGUGAUUGGACAACACCAAUUGGUUGGAGCAAGAGCUGGAGGUCCAGGGAUAACAUUACAGACACUUCAUAGCCUUCAAGCUGGUGCUCAAGGUCAUCUGUUAUUAAAAACAGAAAAUGGGCAAUAUCAGUUACUGAGGGUGGGUCCAGCUCCAACUGCGGGUACACCUACGGGUACUGCAGUUACACCGAAUAGUAUAACUGGCAAUACAGUAGUUGCUGCACCAUCUCCAGGCACUACAUACCGCCUAGCUUCAGUGCCGACUGUAAGUAGGCUGAAUACUCAGUUCACUGGCCCACCACUCGCCACCCUAAGAAAAUCUGUUCAGACUGUUGCUCCUACUAUUACUACAUCUACUACAACUCCAGGAACAGUGACUACUGCACCCACAACUACUUCUACACCAACGGCUACCACUGUUCAAACAGCUCAAACUUCUACACCGCGUCAAACUACUGAUAAUACCAAAGAAAAGUGCCGUAAAUUCUUAGCAAACUUAUUAGAGUUAUCUAGUCGAGAGCCUAAAGCAGUGGAACGCAAUGUUCGAACUUUGAUACAAGAACUGAUUGAUACUAAAGUCGAGCCAGAAGAAUUUUGUGACAGACUUGAAAAAUUAUUAAAUGCUUCACCACAGCCAUGUCUCAUUGGAUUUUUGAAGAAAAGUUUGCCUCUUUUACGGCAAUCACUUGUCACGAAGGAAUUAGUCAUAGAAGGAAUAAAGCCUCCUCCAGCCAGUGUUGUUUUUUCUUUAUCGUCGGCUGUUCCAACUCUUACGCAACCUCAAUACAGACCUGCAGUAGCAGUGGCAGCAACCGUUCCUGUAACAGCAACAGCAACAACACAAGUGAGAGUAAUGACACAGCUUCCAACAGCAGUCACGGCAACAGCAGCAGCAGCAGCAGCAGCAGUUACAACAACAGUCCCACGACCUGUUCAAACUAUUCCACAGAGGCUGGUUCGACCAGUAACAACGGUGGUUCGGAGUCCUAGCGCAGCAACAUAUACUGUAAAAUCAACAGUAGCAGCAACGGGAAUUCGCCCCUCUGCCCCUGUUGUGCAAAAACCACCCACAAUUGCAACCACAGUUGUAAAACCAAUGACUACUACACAAGGAAAAACACUCAAUACCACCACUACUGUUAAUAAAGCCGUAGUGCCUUCUCUUGUUCAAAAACCGGCUGCGAAGGAGAAAGAGAAAAAAACGUUUUCAUCAGCAGGAUAUACGGCGGAUGAUGAUAUAAAUGAUGUAGCAGCUAUGGGUGGUGUUAAUCUUGCAGAGGAAUCUCAAAGAAUACUCGGUUCUACAGAAUUUGUUGGUACUCAAAUACGAUCUUGUAAAGAUGAAGUAUUUUUACACAUGACACCAUUACAACAAAGAAUUAAACAAAUUGCAUCCAGUCAUGGACUAGAUGAACCCAACCAAGAAGUAGCAGCAUUAAUUUCGCAUGCUGUACAAGAAAGGUUAAAGAAUUUAGUAGAAAAGUUAGCAGUCAUCACAGAACAUAGGAUAGAUUUUAUAAAGAUCGAUCCUAGAUAUGAAGUAACACAAGAUGUAAGGGGACAAUUAAAAUUUUUGGAAGAUUUAGAUAGAAUCGAACGUAGGAAACACGAAGAACAAGAACGGGAAUUACUUUUACGUGCUGCAAAGAGUCGUGCAAAAACAGAAGAUCCCAAGCAGGCAGAAUUAAAAGCUAAGGCCAAAGAGAUGCAACGUGCAGAGAUGGAACAUUUAAGGACAAUGGAUGCAAAUAAAACAGCUUUGCUAGCAAUUGGCCCUCGUAAGAAGCCUAAGCUCGAUACAGCAGGAUCGACCAACAGUACUUCUAGCGCAAAUGCAUCAGUGAGCGGAUUGAAUAGGCAAAUGCCCAUGAGACCACGUUUGAAGAGAGUGAAUUUCAGGGAUUUGGUAUUUCUUCUCGAACAAGAGAAAGAAACAUGUAGAAGCACAACAUUGUAUAAAUCAUACUUGAAGUGA